CGGGCCCGCGCCCGCGCCCGGGGGCGAGGACGUCAAGACUCUGUGGAUCGGGGAUCUCCAGUACUGGAUGGACGAGAACUACCUCUACAGCGCCUUUGCGCCCGUGGGGCCGCAGCAGGUCACCAACGUGAAGAUUAUCCGCAGCAAAUCAACUGGGCAGCCUGAGGGUUAUGGUUUUGUUGAAUUUCUCUCUCGAGCUGCUGCAGAAUAUGCUCUCAGCUUUAAUGGACAGAUGAUGCCUUCUGUUGAACAAGCUUUUAAGCUCAACUGGGCUUCUUCUAGCUCCGGUGACAAGCGUGGUGAUGAUGGCUCUGAUCACACCAUAUUUGUUGGUGAUUUGGCUGCUGAUGUUACUGAUGCCAUGUUGGAAGAGAUAUUCAAAGCCUCCUACCCUUCAGUUAAAGGUGCUAAUGUUGUUACCGACAGGGCCACUGGUCGCUCCAAAGGAUAUGGUUUUGUUCGUUUUGGAGAUGCAACUGAGCAGGCACGUGCUAUGACUGAAAUGAAUGGAGCACAGUUGUCUACGAGGCAUAUGAGGAUAGGGCCUGCAGCUAACAAGAAGAAUAUGGGUACUCAGCAGACAUACUCGUCUAAUGGGUACCAGAGCUCACAAGGAAAUGAGGCGUCGAAUGAUCCCAACAAUACUACAAUCUUUGUGGGCGGGUUAGAUUCCAAUAUAGAUGAGAACUAUCUAAAGCAAGUUUUUACUCCAUAUGGCGAAGUGAACCAUGUAAAGAUUCCUGUAGGCAAGCGUUGUGGAUUUGUCCAAUUUACCAGCAGGUCAUGCGCCGAGGGAGCCAUCAAUGCGCUGAAUGGGACUCUGAUUGGAAGUUCCAACGUUCGUCUUUCAUGGGGCCGUAGCACCAAACAGCCCCAGCAGGAUGCAAGCCAGGGUAAUGUCAACAGCUACUAUGGAUAUCAGCAGGGUCAUGAUGCUUACUAUGGUGCAUCCAAUGUGCAAGAUCCUAGCAUGCAAACCUAUGGAUAUGCUGGUUAUGGCAGCUACGAGCAGCAGCAGCCAUCUCAACCACAGCAGCAGCCUCCGCAGCAGCAACCUCCACAGUAGCAGCAGCUUUCCUACAGCAGUCACCAUUUGAGGCGAUGGAGCGCAAUCAGAGUUGCAUGAGCAGGAUAGCAUUGGGUCAUGAGUUAUGGUAUAGGGGUCCUUGUUUGUAUGAUGGGUAGUAUCUAGUGCUUUGACUGUAGCCCUAGUUUUAUUCAGUGUCUCUUGCUGUUUUAAAUUAUCGAACUCUGUCAUGACUUUGAGUUGUUGAUGGUAAUGUUAUCUUUGGAUCAUCGAUUGCUUGGUUUAUGUUGAA
Molecule: messenger RNA, 1319 nt
Organism: Lolium rigidum
Lineage: Eukaryota; Viridiplantae; Streptophyta; Magnoliopsida; Poales; Poaceae
Product: RNA-binding protein L-like
Exons: 7
Coding region: 68-1066 (332 amino acids)
Cellular component (GO): cytosol
Molecular function (GO): mRNA binding
Source: RefSeq, a predicted model, not a curated record